Emiliania huxleyi CCMP1516 is the source of this 267-nucleotide messenger RNA. RefSeq lists its product as hypothetical. The record is from RefSeq and is a predicted model, not a curated record. The transcript has 2 exons. Gene Ontology annotation, molecular function: DNA binding; structural constituent of chromatin. Bases 1 to 267 code for a protein of 88 amino acids. NCBI's taxonomy places the organism in Eukaryota, Haptophyta, Isochrysidales, Noelaerhabdaceae. Gene Ontology annotation, cellular component: cytosol.
AUGGCGGUGUCCAAGGGCGACCUGGUUGACGCCAUCGCGGCCCGCGCUGGCGUCUCCAAGAAGAUGGCCGGCGCCGUCCUCUCGUCCGGUGGGCGCGAGAGCGGCACGCGCGCCUCGCCGUGUCAGGUGUCGCUCGUGGGGUUCGGGACCUUCGACUCCAAGGAGCGGGCUGCCAGGGAGGGGCGCAACCCGCAGACGGGCGAGAAGAUGCAGAUUGCAGGCGUGCCUCACCUGGCGCCCCCACCCUGGUGCCGCCCCCGCACCUGA